This is a messenger RNA of Chelmon rostratus (copperband butterflyfish), 5200 nucleotides long. RefSeq names its product calcitonin receptor-like a (gene calcrla). The transcript is spliced from 13 exons. Gene Ontology annotation, molecular function: calcitonin receptor activity; calcitonin gene-related peptide receptor activity; adrenomedullin receptor activity. The record is from RefSeq and is a predicted model, not a curated record. NCBI's taxonomy places the organism in Eukaryota, Metazoa, Chordata, Actinopteri, Chaetodontiformes, Chaetodontidae. The coding region runs from base 168 to 1607 and encodes 479 amino acids. Gene Ontology annotation, cellular component: plasma membrane. Gene Ontology annotation, biological process: adenylate cyclase-activating G protein-coupled receptor signaling pathway; angiogenesis; cell surface receptor signaling pathway.
CGCUCAUUGAGAGCCGGAGGUCCGCCGCGUUUGGAGCCGCGCGCCGCAAGCCGCAGACGGGAGAGCCUUCAGGGAUUGCCUCGACAGCGUGUUCCAGCCCGGAGCCCCGCGCCGCUGCUGGAUUUAUUCUGCGAUCUGCAGCUGGUAAAUCAUCAACCGGCUCUGACAUGGCCAAAAGGAAGAUGGACGGCAUCGGGCGGAGCGGGAUGGUGGCACUCAUGCUGCUGUGUAAUCUAACACAGAUUUUUGUGAAGGCGAGCCUGGAGGUCAAUGAAACCCAGCAGCAGCAUCCAAACAACGUCUACCAUGACAUAGGACUGACCCGGAACAAGAUAGUUACAGCACAGUUUGAGUGCUAUCAAAAGAUAAUGAAGGACAGUCCGCAGAGCAAAGAAGGUAAGCCCAUGUGUAAUCGCACGUGGGAUGGCUGGCUGUGCUGGGACGACACCAGGUCAGGCGUCAUCUCAGAGCAGCACUGCCCGGACUACUUCCAGGAUUUUGAUCCUUCAGAGAUGGUGACAAAGAUCUGCACCGACAGCGGCCAUUGGUUCCUGCACCCGGAGAGCAACCGGACCUGGACCAACUACACCCGCUGCAAUGAACACACCAAUGAAGGCAGAGUGACUGCCAUGAAUCUUUUCUAUUUAGCUCUCAUUGGACAUGGACUCUCACUGACCUCCCUCUUCAUCUCCCUCGGAAUCUUCUUCCAUUUCAAGAGUUUAAGUUGCCAAAGGAUCACCCUCCACAAAAACCUCUUCUUUUCUUUUGUUCUGAACUCUGUGAUCACCAUCAUUUGGUUGACCGCAGUUGCAAACAACCAGGAGCUGGUGCAGAGAAAUCCAACGAGCUGCAAAGUGUCCCAGUUCAUUCAUCUGUACCUGUUUGGCUGCAAUUACUUCUGGAUGCUGUGUGAGGGGAUAUACCUGCACACUCUCAUCGUGGUGGCCGUGUUUGCCGAGAAGCAGCACCUGAUGUGGUACUACCUGUUAGGCUGGGGCUUUCCUCUCAUUCCGGCUUCCAUACAUGCCAUUGCUCGCAGUUACUACUACAAUGACAACUGUUGGAUUAGCUCCAAAACAUCGUUGCUCUACAUCAUCCACGGUCCCAUCUGUGCUGCUCUCUUGGUCAAUUUGUUCUUUCUCCUGAACAUCGUGCGAGUGCUCAUCACCAAGCUGAAGGUGACCCAUCAAGCCGAGUCCAGUCUCUACAUGAAAGCGGUGCGAGCCACCCUCAUCCUGGUGCCUCUUCUGGGAAUUCAGUACGUCCUGCUUCCCUACAAGCCACAGGGACGCGUCUCCUCCGAAAUAUACGACUACAUCAUGCACAUACUCAUGCACUACCAGGGUCUGCUGGUGGCCACCAUCUUCUGCUUUUUCAAUGGAGAAGUCCAAGCGGUUCUGAGGAGGCACUGGAACCAGUAUCAAAUCCAGUUUGGCAGCAGCGUAGGAAACCACUCCGAUGCCCUGCGUUCAGCCUCGUACACGGCUUCCUCCAUCACCGAGGUGCAGGGCUGCUACACCAUCGACAGCCACACAGAACACAUGAACGGCAAAGGCUGCCACGAUGCGGACGCCUCCAUCUUAAAGUCGGACAGCCCCUUCGCCUGACAGCAACACCCCCCCCCGCCUCACCACCACCUUAAAAAGUGCAGCAUGUUUGGAGCUCCGUGGCAACCGGGGAAAUUGCCUCUUCCUAUAGAUACAAUGUUGGAAGCAAUGAGUUUGGAAAAGGAUUUUCUCCCCAGACACUCACCCACCUGAAGGAAACUGUCACCUGUCUGUCACAGGGACACCGGCCCUUUAACAGUGCUGUACGGUGAGCAUACAACUAUUCCUGCGCUGGGCUUUGUCCACUAUUUGCAACCGAACUGCUUCUCCUGGACAAAGAUGCAUUCUGAUAAUCACAGUCUUGUUGCGAUCUUUCCGCCUGACAAAAUUGUUUCAAAAUGGAUAAAUUUGAACUGCUUGACUGUCCUUUUUGGGGUCAUGUUGUGCACAAAAGCCUUUGAUUACACUGUAAAUUCUUUUGACAUGGUUAGUGCCAAAACCAAGAACUCCUUGCCUGCCUCAUUUAUUUUUUUAUAUUCAGUACAGAACCAGAACGAAGAUAGGAUGUGUAACAGGUGCAUAAUAAUAUAUUAAAGCUAUAUUAUAUCUUUCACAUGUUAAACUUAAUUUAUCUGAACAUAUUCUCUUGUUUAUUAAAUGAAUUUUAAAUAAAUACCAUACAGUAUUUAUUAAAGUUGACAUGCUACAUUUUUUAAUCAUAAUGACUUGUUGCCAGCUUCACCUAAAUUUUCAAUGUAUUUCUCGUGUGUUUCAGUGUUUGAUUCAAUGUGUACAGUUAAUAUGUGCAGAUAAUUUGCAGAGUCAUAGCGUUAGCUUGCAGAUUUAACCAUGCUAAUGUUUGAGCGUGUCUAAGUGAUCCUUACUGACAUCCUGUAAACCACACGGUUGGUCGUAACGUAACAUUUUGAUACAAAGUCAUCACCGAGAAGCCAUCAUGAAAUGACAUGUACUCCAGUCUCUACUCAUUAUAGUCGAAUGUACAGUGAAGACUGAAGACCCGGCUCUGAACAUACGUGCAUCACAUUCCCAUUCACUGCUGUCUGUAGCCUUACUCUUCUCAAAUUACUCAGCUAUAACCAAUAUUUAAGCAUUUCCAGGUGUUCAGACUGAAAACAGCACUGUGUUAAAAAUGCAGGCGGCUCCUUUGGUGUUGGUAAUGGUGAGAAAGUGAAAUACAAUCCAGGAAAGCUACUUUGAGUGAUGCAUCCAUGCCUUUGGGAGCUCUGUUUGGAUAUCCCAAGCCCAUGUUAAUACAAUGUGAGCUGGUGGCUGCAAUAAUUCCUUGUGCUCGUCAGUCCCUUUGUUGUGCAACGGCAUUGUUGGAAAUGGGGCACAAAAUCCAAAGUCAAAGUCUAAACUUCAACUGAAUCUAAUAUAUUUAGCCAAAUCAAGUGAAUAUCUCUGUGUUGGCUGGUUGUGGGAAGGUUUAGUACUGGUAAACGACCAAAAACUCUUUCAACAUGUAUAUCACAAGUAUUACAUGAAAGGUCCAGUAUGUGCAAUUUAGGGCGAUCUAUGGCAGAAGUGGAAUAUUCAUAUAAGUAUGUUUUAGUUAGUAUAUUUUAACCUGGAAAUAAGAAUUGUUGUGAAUUCAUUACCUUAAAAUGAGCUCCUUAUAUGUACAAAGGGAGCAGGUCCUUUUUCACCAUGUCCACCAUAUUGCACCGCCAUGUUUCUACACUACUAACAGACAAACCAAACACUGGCUCUAAAGAACCCUUUUUACAAGUUCCCCUGCUGCUGUCAGAAGGAAGGAAGGGGGAGGGGAGGGGUGUUCUGCAAAGAUAGAUGCCGCUAAAUCCUGCACACUGGUCCUUUAAGAUAGAUCUGAAAAAAUGCAAAUUAAUGCUAGAGGAAAGUGAUCAUGGCGGAAAUCAUUUUAUUGUCUUUCUCAAUGUUGGUUGGAACGUCAAUGUUGUUACAAAAGGAAUGCACAUCGAGUUCCAGAUGAUACUGGGCUGCUUUGCAGACCUGGAAAAACAGGGUUCUCAAAAGCUCAUUGAAAUGAAUGAUUGGGCCGCCUUUUUUCACGCCGUGCUAGUGUCAGUCUGGACACAGCCUUAUUCAGAACUGUGAUGAUAUUGUCAUGUCUCACAAGAAGCUGUGCAAAAAAAAAAAAAAAAUAGUGCAAAAACAUUGCGAAGCAUUUAGCUGCAGCAGGCUGGUCAGAAAUCAUUGCACUUAUUUACAGUCAUGCUGUCAUUUCAUCCACCCAAACCCAGACCCUUUAUUUACUCCUCCUGUUUUUUAACACAUCGUCCACAAUGCUGGGAACAUAAGUCACUAUUAGCUGAUGUAAAUAUUUUUGUAAAUUUAGUGUUUCUGAAAAGAGGAUACGUUGAAUGUGUGCGUGUGUGUGCGCGCAUGAUUUAUAUUUACAGUAUUUAUGAGUACAUUAUACUCACAAUCAUUCAACCAUGAAGCAGCCGUCUUAUGUGACAGUGUGUGGGGCGUGUUGUUUGUUCUACUUCCAUGUUUUACAAAGGGAGGGGUGGGAAAUGGGCCGGGGCUAUUAACUGGGAGCUUGCAACAAGUGCAGUCACUUUUCUGUGUUGAAGAAAGAAAAGUACCACUUCCUUUGUAAGUUAUCCAUCCCAUAUCAGCACAACCGACAUAAACACGUGUCCGGUUGAUAGAAGCCUCAUGUGAAGACUCACAUUCGACCUUCCAAAGGGCGUUUCUUUACUUUUUCAGUGAAGUGAAGUGACAACAAAAACAUACAUCUUCUGUCACAAGUGUGCCUGUCGAUUGUUUUUUUUUUUUGUUGUCAUUUUUCUUUUCGGUAUCUGAGUAUGAGAUGGACAACCUGUUCAGAUACACAGUCCAGAAAUACCACCUUCAACAAAAUGUCAGUACAUUUGUGGUGGAUGAGUCAUCCCUCACAUUGCUUGCUAUCCGUUUGUUAUAAUGAUUACGGAAUAUGUCCGUCUCCUCAUCAGUCUCUGAUACAACUGUGAUGACUUACAUCGCUCGAUUCUGCACAAGAAAAGGAAACGUGACGUGUUUUGAAGAAACAUAUACAUUUAUUUUGUUGUGUUUGAGGUGAAGGUUGGAUUUCAGACACAGGAACAUGUUCACAGUGUUGUAAGCAGCAGGUAUCAUGCAUGCAGCUUUUUUAAUGUCAGAUCUGCAGGACAGUUUCUCCAUUCAGUCAUAAAGUAUACAGCCUACAUUUAUGGCUGUCGCAGUACUGAUUUACAGCACAUAAUUCAUGUACAGUGACAGCAUAAACCGAGUCACCCGCUGUGUGGUGAUGCAUCAGAAUCGUUUAUGCAGUCAUUUCAUGACGGCGGUGGGAAAGCCUCUUGGCAGAUGUCGUAACUCCUCUGUACCAUUUCAGUUUUGUAUUUAUGAGUGAAAUGUUUUCAUAUGACUCCAAAAAGUUUGUGAAGUCCCCGGUGACAAAAGCAUUAUGGACAAUGUCUGUAGUUUUUGUUAAUACUGUACUGUAUUUAACUUUGGUAGUUCUGACACGUUGACUCCACACUACUGUUUGAAUGUAACUGGUUGUGUUUUAUUCUCUGGAUGUGAAAAACAUAUAUAUGUAUGUUUUUUUAUUAUUAUUAUUUUACUGAAUUAGACAAUGUUGCUUUCUUGUGUGUAUCUGCAUACUAAUACAGUAUAGCACAGCA